Messenger RNA from Echinops telfairi (small Madagascar hedgehog), 1705 nucleotides. RefSeq names its product stomatin like 1 (gene STOML1). The coding region runs from base 66 to 1289 and encodes 407 amino acids. Gene Ontology annotation, cellular component: plasma membrane. The transcript is spliced from 7 exons. NCBI's taxonomy places the organism in Eukaryota, Metazoa, Chordata, Mammalia, Afrosoricida, Tenrecidae. The record is from RefSeq and is a predicted model, not a curated record.
GGGCCGGGCCUGCUGGGCACGCCCUUCGCCGCACGGGUCCUGGCCAGUGACCGUUGCCCAGCGCCAUGCUCUGCAGGUCCGGGUACCGAGCGCUGCCCUUGGGGGACUUUGACCGCUUCCAGCAGUCGAGCUUCGGCUUCCUGGGCUCGCAGAAGGGCUGCUUGUCCCCAGAACGGGGCGGUGCGGGGCCGGGGGCCGAUGUGCCCCAGAGUUGGGCCUCCUGCCUCUGCCAUGGUCUCAUCAGCGUCCUGGGCUUCUUGUUGCUCCUGCUCACCUUCCCCGUGUCUGGAUGGUUUGCCCUGAAGAUUGUGCCCACCUACGAGCGGAUGGUGGUGUUCCGGCUGGGCCGCAUCCGCACCCCCCAGGGGCCUGGCAUGGUCCUGCUCCUGCCCUUCAUUGACUCCUUCCAGAGGGUGGAUCUAAGGACUCGAGCCUUCAACGUGCCCCCCUGCAAGCUGGCCUCUAAGGAUGGGGCUGUGCUGUCCGUGGGGGCUGAUGUCCAGUUCCGCAUCUGGGACCCGGUGCUGUCAGUGAUGGCCGUGAAGGACCUGAACACAGCCACGCGCAUGACAGCCCAGAAUGCCAUGACCAAGGCCCUGCUGAAGAGGCCGCUUAGGGAGAUCCAGCAGGAGAAGCUCAAGAUCAGCGACCAGCUCCUGCUGGAGAUCAAUGACGUGACCAGGGCCUGGGGGCUGGAGGUGGACCGCGUGGAGCUGGCCGUGGAGGCCAUGCUCCAGCCACCCCAGGACAGCCCGGCCGGCUCCAGUCUGGACAGCACCCUCCAGCAAUUGGCCCUGCACUUCUUGGGAGGAGGCGUGUCCUCGGUGGCGGGAGGCGCCCUGACCCCAGGGCCAGCAUGCUGGCCCCCCACUCCUCCCCCAGCAGACACCCUGGAGAUGGUCAGCGAAGUGGAGCCGCCUGCGCCCCGCUGCAGUGCUGGGCCCAGCCCGAAGCCGCCGGUGGCCGAGGGGCUGCUGACCGCCCUGCAGCCCUUCCUGACCGAUGCCUUGGUCAGCCAGGUCGGCGCCUGCUACCAGUUCAACGUGGGCCUGCCCAGCGGCAGCCAGAGCACUUACUUCCUGGACCUCACUUCAGGUCAAGGGAAGGUAGGACAUGGGGUGCCUGAUGGCACCCCCGACGUGGUGGUGGAGCUGGCCGAGGCCGACCUGCGGGCCCUGCUGUGCAGGGAGCUGCGGCCCCUGGGGGCAUACAUGAGCGGGCGGCUGAAGGUGAAGGGUGACCUGGCUGUGGUCAUGAAGCUGGAGGCUGUCCUCAGGGCCAUGAAGUAGCAGCCUUGGCUGGCCUGAGCUGGGCACCAAGCCAGGGGGGCCUCUUGGAGGAAGUGGCAGGCCCUCGGAGAUUUGGGGCCCGCAGGCAUUUCCGGUGCAGCCAGGAGCCGUUGGCUGGAGGUGGGAGUCAGUGCCAGCCCCACCGUUCUGGACUGCAGUAGUGGUUCCCCGGAGGAGGUGUGCCUACCUCCCGAGCUGGCCACACAAUGAGGGUGCUAGGAGUGCUAGCCUUGCCCUGCACUGCUGGCGAGCUGGCUGGAGAGGCAGGACCACAGAGCCAGCCGGCCCGGGCCUGGCAGCAGUGUUUUACCCCUCUGGGAGGGACCAGCGGGCAAAGCUUGGGCUCUGCUUCCUGGGGGAGCCCCAAGGAGGGGCACAGAGAGGGCCUGACCUCCUGUGUGCAGGCCAGGCCCAGG